Molecule: messenger RNA, 9102 nt
Organism: Trichogramma pretiosum
Lineage: Eukaryota; Metazoa; Arthropoda; Insecta; Hymenoptera; Trichogrammatidae
Gene: l(3)80Fj
Product: eIF-2-alpha kinase activator GCN1
Exons: 10
Coding region: 495-8486 (2663 amino acids)
Biological process (GO): regulation of translation; cellular response to amino acid starvation
Cellular component (GO): cytosol
Molecular function (GO): protein kinase regulator activity
Source: RefSeq, a predicted model, not a curated record
UUCAACUGAUAAUCUCGUGAUGCCCAUCAAGUAUGAUAAAAUGUCGAAUUCGUGACUUGCCGCUCGCGAGAAUGACUUCUGCAAUGAUGAUAAUGCAGCACGCAUGGCUAAAUCGACACGCGCCGAAUUGUAGAUUUGCGCUCCGAAAAUAUACAUAGCCUGUAGCCAAGCAUCGUAUCGUGCGUGAUAUUACAGCGAACCGGCGGCGGCUGUGGCCCGUGGCGCGCGCGCACAAUUGCAAAAACCCGCACAUGACUACAAAGUCCCAUACAGGGGGAAACCUAUACUAAACACCGACACGUUACGAUACGAGUCGCUACCUCGGCAGAUACGGCUUGCUUGCCAACUCGAGAGUAAUACGCCGAGAGACCGGCAUAUAUAUCACAUACUUUAGCCGCUGCCGCUGUUGCUUGCACCAUCGCACUCGAUUACAGUGGUGUAUGGCUGCUGUUGAUGAAAUAAACAGAGCCUAGUUCACAGAUCUGCCCUGCAAAAUGGCAUGCCACCAUGGAAUGGUAGAGGAAGAUAAACUGACAAAGGCCCUGAAAGAUUUGCCAAGUCGUAUUCAGGUGUCCAGCAAAUCUGAACGCAAACAGGUCAUUGAACAAGUUAUGAAGAUUUUAAUAUGUCCUGAGAUCAAUGAAAAAAUCAUCAGUUGGAUUUGCAGAAGUUUAUCCCUUACGAUACACAGAUAUACUGAUAAUUCAUCUCAGUUUUAUGUGCAAAAAUUGAUCAAAUGUAUAUUGGUAACUCGUCCACAAGAGGGUUUCAGGCAAAUGAUCAAUGUCAUCUGCGAGCAAGCUGAAUGGCAUAAAAAUGUGAUGCCUACGCGUAGCACAGGAGCGUCAGCCUACCUAGUAUUAAAAUGGAGUUUUCUGAUUUAUCGUUAUGGAUCUAACGAUAUGAUCUGUUCAAAAGAUGACUCAGAAAUAGCAAGAUUAAUUCUAGCUCAAGCUAUAUUAUGUGCAUCGGCCUUAGCAGUUGAAGAUAAAAAACUUACCAGAAAUGUGACGGGUCAGUUUUUUUGUUUAUGGAAGGAUGUUGAUUAUGACUUAGAUGAAAAAUUUGUAAGUGUAAUAGAGGAUGCUGAAGCUAGUGAAGGUUUAAUAGUUAUCUCUGGAAUUCUGACAUCAUUUCUUGAAGCAAACCAAAGUAAACUCUGUGAAAGAUUGAAAGUAGCUUGUCUGCCAGCAUUUAUCAAAGUGUGCGUUAGUUGCAAAAAAAAACCAAAACUUUAUCUCAUUGAUGCAGCGGAACCAUUUUUGAAAGUAAUUAAAGAUGAUGACUUCAAGACUCAAUUGUUGCCAGCAUUACAAAAAGCAAUGCUGCGCAGUCCAGAAAUCAUUAUUGAAACUGUGGGUCAUAUUUUACUCUUACUUAAUUUAAAUUUGGAUCCCUAUGUUCCAGAUAUAAGUAAAGGAAUAUUAGCUAAUUUAAUUUCAAAGGAUGAUCUAGUAAGAGAGGAGUCUGCCAUUGCUUGCCAAAAAUUAAUACGUAAUUGUAGCAAUAGUGCUGUAGUUGAAGAACUCUUAAAAAAUGUGUUUGCUGUAUUCAAUGGUUCGCAAGGUAAACUGACUGUUCUUACGCACAAAAUAUCAGUUUUGGAGUGUGCUGGAAAACUUAACGAAAAUGCUGUCAGCGAAAGCAAUCGUCCAAAAUUAGCUGAAGCAGCAUGCAAUCAUUUUAUUAAUGUUCUAAAAACUGAAGUGCACGAAAAAACAUUAUGCCAUGCAUUAGAAAUGAUGGCUAUAUGGAGUGCUAACUUUGAUAAUGAAGUACCAAAAAAUGUUAUUGAAGCAUUUAAACAAGGUAUGAACUCGAAGAAUGCUACUCCAGCAGUUCAAACUGCAUACAUCAAAAUGUGUUUCUCGAUCCCAGAUAAAGCUAUAAGUAACUGCGCCGAUAACAUUGUUCAACUACUAAUUCAAACAAUAACUAAAGCUGCUCAACAAAGUGCUCAACCUCCUGUUGUUAAUACAGGCUUAUAUGCAGCAUGUUUAUUGUUAACACUUAUGAGUUACAAUAAGGUAGAAAAUCAAAAACAAAGUGUAUUGUGGUCAGCUAUAGACGAUCAGAUUUUUUCAUCUGAAAAGUUUUUAUCAACUUGCAGUGAUGAUACAGUUUACUUUCUCAUGAAAUUUUGUCACAAACUCAUACGUGAAUUUUCUAAUAAAAUUAAUGCAAAAGCUUUAGCUGGUUUGCACAAAGCUAUUGUUGUUUGCAUUACAACUCCAAAAUAUGAGACAAGAAAACAAUGCUCAAAUUUGUUGCAACAAUUGUUAACUGACAUUGCUACUUAUGAACCUGUGCAAUCUUUAUUAUUAGAAUUCAACAAAGUCCUGGAGUCUGGUAAAUUCAAAUCAGAGAGUGAAAAUAAAGAAAAUAUUAAAGAAGAGGCAAAUAAUGAGAAACUUGUAAACAGCAUUUCUCUUGCAAGUGGUUUGUCUGCUAUUUGUUCUGGCACUUUUGUGCAUGAGCAGCACGCAAUAAACUUCAUACGAGAUGUUUUAGUACCUGCACAUCAUCCAAUGAUAUUGAAAGCUCAAAGAGUUCUUUGGCAAAAAGUUGUAAAGCACUUUUUUGGUACCCCUGUGAAUUACCUGCGUAAAAACAGUGUUGAGAUUAAAAAGCUCUUUGUCCAAAAUUAUAAACCUACUCUUUCUUAUGAAAAUGCAUUGAAAACAGUUGUUGCCAUUGCUCCUGAGGUGCUACUGGGCAGUUUAACCACCUACAUAACUAGUAAACUGGAUGACCCAGAAAUAAUAAAAGUAACAAAAGAUGAGUAUUUCAUAUAUUUGACUCCUGAAGGUGAAUUGUAUGAUAAGAGUGUUCUGCCAGGAAACAAUGAAAAUGACAUUUUGAAUGCUAUGAAUAUGAAACGCGAGAGCAAAGUAUAUUCAUUUAAAGAGCAGCAAGAAGAACUGCAAUUAAGAAGAGAGCUGUAUGAAAAACGCAAAAAAGAAGGCAAGAUUAAAGAGCCUAAACUGACGCCAAAACAAGAAGAAGCAUUGAAAGCCCAAGUCAACAAAGAAAAUGCAAUCAGGCGCAAACUGACGGAAAUGAAUACUGUCAUCACCAAUGUUGUGUCAAUGAUCAGAGCAGCAAAGCAAGGAAACGGUUAUCAUUUGUCGUUCUACUUUAAAGAUCUGCUUCCUUCGAUUUUGAGAAAUUUGGCGUCACCUCUGGCUGCGCCAGUUAUGGCUGAGCUUUUUGUCGAGUUACGCGAUGCCAUCAUGAUUUCUCACGAUUCAACCUUGAACGAAAUGAUCGCGAGGGUGACACUGAGACAGCACGAGCCACAAUGCGAUUUGGAUCCAGAAUGGGAGGCGGAGUCACUGCCGAAAUCCAUCGAAAGAACCUUAAAUAUGAUACAUUCGAUCACGAUUAAAAGGAAACUAUUGUUCUGCGCUUCGGCGUUCUGUUACGUUUUUCCAUUCAUAAAGAAAACUCUCCUGACCUGUAAGGACGACUCUAUGAUCGCCCAAGGACUGCAAAUCAUUCAAGAGCACUCCAAGCAGCGGGGAAGUUCGACCGAUCCCGAGGAUCCUUGUCAUCCUCGCUUGUUGCCGCGUAAGCAGAUGUUUGAUCUGUUGAUCGAGCUGAUGAGCGAGACGACUGGACGCACACUGACCGCCGCGGUAAUGACGUUCCUGGACGUCGCUCAUUCCGGCAGCGGUGUCGAGGGGGCUGCACUGGCCACUUCCGAGGAAAUAGAUUCGCUGCUCAGCGCGUUACAAAAUCCCUCGCUCGUCGUAAGAGACGCAGCUUUAAGAAGCUUGCUGAUCAUGAAGGAUGCUUUCCCCAACAACAAAGUAAAUCCUGAACAACUCCUGAAUUUAACGAAGAGGAUAUGGAUUGCCAAGUUCGACGUUUGCGACGAGAAUAAAGAAUUAGCCGAGAAAUUGUGGAAUGAAGCCGAAUUGAAAGCCGAUCCAGCGGUUCUAUGCGACCAGGUUAUAGAAGAUAUCCCGCAUCCCGUCGAAGCGAUUCAACAAGCUACCGCCAGUGCCUUGGCGAGCCUGAUUUCUCAAGAGCCACGGCUCAUGCCCGACAUCUUGGACCGACUGCUCGCCCUUUACAACAGCAAAUUGGCCAUGAUUCCGCCCAAAUUAAAUGAGUUCGGACGAGUCGUGGAACAACCGAUCGACACUUGGGGUCCGCGUCGCGGUGUCGCGCUAGCUUUCGCGCAGUUUGCUCCGCUUCUGCAGGCCGACACGGUACAGACGCUCAUUCAGUUUUUCGUGUCGACCGGCUUGGGCGACCGCAACACGACCGUCAGAACGGAUAUGUUCACGGCCGCGAUGGCUGCCGUCGAUCUUCAUGGUCGGGAAAACAUCGCGACUCUAUUGCCCGUUUUCGAGGACUUCAUGGACAAAGCGCCGAAAACCGGCAAAUUCGAUUGCAUCAAGCAGAGCGUCGUCAUUCUUAUGGGAUCGCUAGCUCGGCAUUUGGACAAAGACGAUCCAAGAAUCAAACCCAUCGUCACGAGACUGAUCGCGGCAUUGUCGACGCCGUCGCAGCAGGUGCAAGAAGCCGUGGGAAAUUGCUUGCCGUAUCUGGUACCGUCCAUAAAGGACGAUACUCCAAAAAUGAUCGAGAAACUCAUGCAUCAACUUCUUAACGCCGACAAGUACGGCGACCGCAGAGGAGCAUCCUACGGUCUGGCAGGUCUAGUCAAGGGGCUGGGAAUAUUGGCGCUGAAACAGCACGAAAUCAUGUCGACUCUCACCAACGCCAUUCAAGACAAGAAGAAUUACAAGCAUCGCGAGGGUGCGCUGUUCGCCUUUGAAAUGCUGUGCACGAUGCUCGGAAGAUUGUUCGAGCCGUAUAUCGUGCACGCCAUACCCCAUUUGUUGAGUUGUUUCGGCGACUCCAGUCAAUACGUCAGAGCGGCCACGGACGAAACCGCGCGCGUCGUCAUGAGCAGACUCUCGGCUCACGGCGUCAAACUCGUGCUGCCGAGUCUGCUGGACGGCCUCGAAAAGGACUCGUGGAGAACCAAGACCGGUUCGGUCGAGCUCCUCGGCGCUAUGGCUUAUUGCGCCCCCAAACAACUGUCCAGUUGCUUGCCGAGCAUCGUGCCCAAACUCAUCGAAGUGCUCAGCGAUUCGCACACCAAGGUCCAAGAGGCUGGCGCCGAGGCUCUCAAAGUCAUCGGCAGCGUCAUCCGUAAUCCCGAGAUCCAAGCGAUCGUACCGGUGCUCCUGAAGGCUUUGCAAGAUCCAUCGAGAAAGACCGCGAUGUGCUUGCAGACGUUGCUGGACACGCAAUUCGUGCAUUUCAUCGAUGCGCCGUCGCUCGCGUUGAUCAUGCCCGUGGUGCAGCGAGCUUUCAUGGACAGAUCGACGGAGACGAGAAAAAUGGCCGCUCAGAUCAUUGGCAACAUGUACUCGUUGACCGAUCAGAAGGAUCUGACACCCUACCUGCCUACGAUCAUUCCUGGCUUGAAAACGAGCCUGCUCGAUCCCGUCCCGGAGGUGCGUAGCGUAUCGGCGCGUGCCCUCGGCGCUAUGGUUAGGGGCAUGGGCGAGUCGAGCUUCGAAGAUCUUUUGCCUUGGCUCAUGAUGACACUGACCUCCGAGGCCAGUAGCGUCGAUCGUUCCGGCGCGGCUCAGGGUCUCUCCGAGGUCGUUCGCGGCCUCGGCGUCGAGAAGCUGCACAAGCUCAUGCCAGAGAUCAUCAGCACUGCUGAACGCACGGAUAUUGCACCGCACGUCAAGGACGGCUACAUCAUGAUGUUCAUUUACAUGCCGAGCGCCUUCACCACCGAAUUCACGCCCUACAUCGGCCAGAUCAUCAAUCCCAUUUUGAAGGCGCUCGCCGACGAGAACGAGUACGUCAGAGAGACGGCUUUGAGGGCUGGGCAGAGAAUCGUUAACUUGUACGCCGACUCGGCGAUCAUGCUGUUGCUCCCGGAGCUCGAGAGAGGACUGUUCGAUGACAAUUGGAGAAUUCGCUACUCGUCGGUGCAACUCUUGGGCGAUUUGCUCUACAGAAUUUCCGGCGUGUCCGGCAAAAUGUCGACGGAAACGGCGAGCGAGGACGACAACUUCGGCACGGAGCAGUCCCACCACGCCAUCAUCAAGGCACUGGGCGCCGAGCGGCGCAAUCGCGUCUUGGCCGGCUUGUACAUGGGACGCUCCGACGUCGCUCUCAUGGUGCGCCAGGCCGCGCUUCACGUCUGGAAGGUCGUCGUGACCAACACGCCGCGCACGCUUCGCGAAAUUCUGCCGACUCUGUUCAGCUUGCUGCUCGGCUGCUUGGCCAGCACGAGCUACGACAAGAGGCAGGUCGCCGCUCGCACCCUCGGCGACUUGGUGAGGAAGCUGGGCGAGAGAGUGCUGCCGGAGAUUAUACCCAUAUUGGAGAGAGGUCUGCAGAGCGAGCACGCCGAUCAGCGCCAAGGCGUCUGCAUCGGAUUGUCCGAGAUCAUGGCCAGCACCAGCAAAGACAUGGUACUGUCGUUCACCAAUAGUUUGGUACCAACUGUCAGAAAAGCACUCAGUGACCCACUGCCGGAAGUACGUCAAGCUGCUGCUAAAACGUUUGACAGUCUGCACUCUACCGUAGGUGUUCGUGCCCUUGAAGAUAUUCUACCAGCUAUGCUGGUUCAGCUAAACUCGUCAGAUCCCGAGGAGGCUGAAAACACCCUCGACGGCUUGAGACAGGUGAUGGCCGUGAAAUCUCGAGUUGUACUUCCGUACUUGGUGCCUCAGCUCACGAGCUCGCCGGUCAACACGAAAGCCCUGUCGAUUCUCGCCAGCGUCGCCGGCGAUUCUCUGACAAAGUACUUGCACAAAAUUCUGCCGGCUCUGCUGACGGCACUGUCGAGCGCACAAGGUACGCCGGACGAGAUGCAGGAACUCGAGUAUUGUCAAGCCGUUAUUCUCUCUAUAACGGACGACUCGGGCGUGCGCACCGUCAUGGAUCAGCUCAUGGAAGCUACGAGAUCGGAAGAAUUGGCCAGGCGCAAGAGUGCUGCUACUCUGCUGUGUGCAUUUUGCCGGGAGACCAGAGCGGAUUACAAUCAUUACGUACCACAACUUUUGCGCGGUCUCAUCCACUUGUUUACUGAUCAAGACAAGGAUGUACUGCAGAUGAGUUGGGAGGCUUUGACUGCUGUUACCAAGACCCUCAAUUCAGAUCAGCAAAUUUAUCAUGUCGGCGACAUUCGUCAAGCUGUACGUUUUGCUGUAUCGGAUCUGAAAGGUCAAGAACUGUUGCCAGGUUUCUGUUUACCAAAGGGUAUAACGCCUAUUCUACCCAUCUUCCGAGAAGCUAUCCUUAACGGCAUGCCGGAGGCGAAAGAAGCAGCAUCGCAAGGUUUAGGGGAAGUAAUCAAACUAGCCAACGCUGAAGCUCUUCAACCAAGCGUUGUUCAAAUUACUGGUCCACUAAUUCGUAUUCUUGGCGAUCGAUUCCCUCACAGCGUCAAAGCUGCUGUACUAGAAACUUUAGCUAUUUUACUUGGCAAAGUUGGAGUUAUGUUGAAGCAAUUCUUACCGCAGUUGCAAACUUCAUUUUUAAAAUCGUUGAAUGAUGGUAACAGACAAGUUCGAAUAAAAGCUGCUUUUGCAUUGAGCAAUCUCGUUGUCGUUCUUGCUCGAGCUGAUCCUCUAUUCGUUGAGUUACACACAGCUUUGAAAGGUGCAGAUGAUCCAGCGAUUAGAGAAACAAUGUUACACGCUUUGCGUGGAGUUAUAACACCAGCUGCUGAUCGGACGUCGGACUCCUUGAGAAAACAAUUAUUCAACACAUUAAGUGGAAUGUUGGGACACCAAGAAGAUACGACAAGAAAUGCAGUUGCUGGUUGUUAUGGUGCCCUUGUGAAGUGUUUAAAUGCCGAUCAACUUGACACUGCAUUGAACGACCACCUCCUAUGCACCAGUGCAAAUGACGAUUGGACAUUGAAGCAUGGCCGCUCGGCAGCAUUAUUCGUAGCUCUGAAAGAAGCUCCAGAAGUUAUUUACACCGAAAAGUACAAGGACCGCGUUUGCAAAGUUAUACUGACUCAUUUGGCUGCGGAAAAAAUACAAAUAGCCAUGAACGGCAUACGAGCUUGUGGAUAUCUUUUCCAGCAUCUUAUGAACACGAAUCAACCGAUACCUCAAGUCAUCCUCACUCCCUUCGUCAGAUCCAUGAACAACAAUAGUAACGAAGUAAAACAGUUGCUUGCAAGGGUAUGUAUGCACCUUGCGAGAAGUAUAAAACCAGAAAAUAUGUCACCUGAAUUAUUGAAAUCGCUUCUGCCAAUGCUGGUCAAUGGAACUAAAGAAAAGAACGGUUACGUUAAAGCGAAUAGCGAAUUAGCGUUGAUUGCUGUUUUACGUUUGAGAUCAGGCGACGAAGAGCAACAGCGAUGCAUGGCCCUUCUUGAUCCUGGUGCGAGAGAAUCCUUAUCCGAUGUAGUUAGUAAAGUUUUGCGCAAGGCCAUAUCUCAACCCGAGGGUAAGGUUGAAGAGUUAGAUGACACGUUGCUCACGUGAGAGACACUGUUAAACCCAGACAUUAUUGUUCGCAAAUGUUGUCCUUAUGAUUUUGUUCGUAAUGUGAUUUUGAGCAUUUACCACCGUUGGAAAAACCGCUCAGUUUUUAUUAAGAUAAUAUGUUCAAUAAGAACAUUAUCAGCGUGAAAAAACUAUUGAAAAUAGUUUGAUAUAAUUAUUUACUGUUUGUCAAGAUGAAUGCAUUUUUACCGCAAUAGAAUAAGGGUGUUUAUUGGAGAAGCUAUGGCGCACACGAGUAUGUUGAAAAAUAUUAUGGAUUAUUAUUUGAGUCGUUCGCGUGCGUUUCGAUCGCUGAAUAGAUAUACUUAUGAUAUAACUCAAGAUUUGAAAUUUACUUUUUUUAACGAACAUGAUCAUAAGGGUCAAGUGAUGUGAGGAGCGAUACUAUUAUCACAUUGUGUAGCAAUCUAGUCGGCGAAUUCAGGGUCUUUCACUACGAAGAACAACGUCUCAAAAAUUAACCGGAAAAGAACAUACUAAUUAUUUGUAAAAAUAGAUGUUUUUUCUGCGCAUUUUUUGUAUCUAUUAAGAUGAUUACAAUAGAAUAUAUUCUAUGAAAAUAAAUAAUAAUUAUGCUUAUUGAUGUCACCAAGUA